Molecule: messenger RNA, 1868 nt
Organism: Theobroma umbraticum
Lineage: Eukaryota; Viridiplantae; Streptophyta; Magnoliopsida; Malvales; Malvaceae
Product: beta-glucosidase 18-like
Biological process (GO): carbohydrate metabolic process
Molecular function (GO): beta-glucosidase activity
Source: RefSeq, a predicted model, not a curated record
AUCAUCCCCAACUUUGACACAAUCUGUGUUUCUUGUAUGAGUGAGAUGCCUGUUAGUACCAUAAUUCAGCUCCCAUGGUGGUUUUUCUUUGUUGUGCAUCUGCUUCUUUCUGCUAGUUCUGAUGCUAAAGAUUUCGACAUCGACAGCCAAGAUGUUAAAAGAUCUCAAUUCCCAGAUAAUUUUCUCUUUGGCACAGCUACAUCUUCAUAUCAGGUUGAAGGAGGAUACCUUGAUGAUGGUAAAGGCCUCAGCAACUGGGAUGUUUUCAGUCAUGUCCCAGGAAACAUUAAGAAUAAUGAGAAUGGAGAUGUUGCAGAUGAUGAUUACCAUCUGUUUUUGGAAGAUAUUGAGAUUGCUCAUUCUCUUGGGGUAAAUUCAUAUCGGUUUUCGAUUUCAUGGGCCAGAAUUCUACCCAGAGGAAGGUUUGGGGAACUCAAUCCAAGUGGAAUCAAGUUUUAUAACAAUAUCAUAGACAACCUCUUGCUCAGGGGAAUUGAACCAUUUGUGACAAUAUUCCAUCAUGAUCACCCACAAGAACUGGAGGACAGAUAUGGAUCUUGGCUCAGUCCUCUGAUGCAGGAGGAUUUUGUUCUGUUUGCUGAAACUUGUUUCAAGAACUUUGGUGAUAGAGUUAAGUACUGGAUAACUAUCAAUGAGGCAAACCAGUUUGCAGAGAUGGCCUAUGUCAGGGGACUUUAUCCACCGGCUCGUUGUUCAGCUCCUUUUGGAAAUUGUUCUGUUGGCAAUUCUGACAUAGAGCCUUUUAUCGUUCUGCACAACAUGUUACUGUCACAUGCCAAGGCUGUUAAGCUAUACCGAGAACAGUUUAAGCCAGAACAAGGUGGUUCUAUAGGAUUAAUUGCACAUUCACACAUGUAUGAACCAUUAAGAGAUGGAGAAGCUGAUCUUCAAGCUGUGAAAAGAGCUCUGGCUUUUACAGUUGGCUGGGCAAUAGAUCCUUUAGUGUUUGGAGAUUACCCUCCUGAAAUGCGCCAAUACCAUGGAAGUGAACUGCCGAGGUUUUCCCCAGAAGAAACCGAGUAUGUGAAAGGCAGUAUUGAUUUUAUUGGCAUUAAUCAUUAUUCAACAUUAUAUGCCAAGGACUGCAUCCAUUCUCAUUGCGUCUUAGGUGGAGACCAUUUCAUCAGAGGCUUUGCAUACACAACUGGAGAAAGAGAUGGCAUUCUAAUCGGAGAACCAACUGGAGUUGAAAGAUUUUAUGUUGUUCCAAGGGGCAUGGAGAAGAUUGUUGAUUAUGUUUCGAAACGAUACAAUAACAUGCCCAUAUAUGUAACAGAGAAUGGAUAUUCUCCACCACAGACUGAACAAGUGCCAGAUUUGCUGCAUGAUGUCAACCGAAUCAAGUUCCAUAGAAGCUACCUUGCUGCUUUGGCGAGAGCAAUAAGGAAUGGUGCAGAUGUGCGCGGAUACUUUGUAUGGAGCUUGAUGGAUAACUUUGAAUGGACAGGAGGUUACAGUGCAACAUUUGGAGUUUACCAUGUUGAUCGUCAAACCCUGAAGAGGACUCCGAAGCUUUCCUCUAAAUGGUAUGAAGAUUUUCUCUCUAACAGAAGCCAAGGAAGCAACAGAGAUGGGUUCAACAACAUAAAAGAGGGUUCUAAACGUUCUCUGAAAAGCAAAAAUAUCAUAAUUACUAGAACAGAAGCUAAAGAAACAGAAAUGUGAUGAUACCACUAGAUUUCAUCAUCCUUAUGUUGUUGUCAUCCUAGUUUUGCUCCUUCAUGCUUUGAAGGUUGCACUUGUAUGAUAAAGCAGAUGAUGGUGCAUAAAUACUUGAUGUUUAUAUAUGUCCUAACGCUAUUUACAUGCUUGUUUAAGCUGAUUAAACAAGAGCAGUUCCACAUUCA